AUGCUCUCUCGCCAGCUCUCGUUGCUGGCCCUCUCUCUGGCAACCGUCGCUCCGACAACUCUUGCCCAGUAUGAGAACCAUACUGCUGGCUCAUUUGAAGAUGGCGGCAACACGCUCGUCAGUACCAUGAUGAUGUUCUUGGGCAAUGAAGAAGUUGUAUAUAUGCUCGACAAGACAGAAGGUAAUGCUGCUCAGAUCAACGGUCAUCCAGCUUGGGGGUCCGCGUAUAGCGUCCCAGGUCGGACCGCGCAACCCAUGCAAGUAUACACAAAUACAUUUUGCGCGUCGGGUAUGCAUUUGCCAAACGGGUCAUAUGUCACUUUCGGAGGGAACGGGGCUGUUGGUCCUGGUGGAACUAUCGGCAACGUUUUGGCACCCGGCGGAUACUCGGCGACGUAUGACACAACAUACCAGGAUUGGUCGGGGUCGGAUUCCAUCCGAAUUCUUAACCCGUGUGCGUGGUCUGACAUCUCUCAGCCCGAAUGCCAGUGGUUCGAUAAUGCCACGGUGCUGCACAUGCAGAAGAAACGAUGGUAUGCGGCCACUGAGCCACUUGGCGACGGCACUAUUGUCAUCAUGGGUGGUUUUGUCGAAGGAGGAUAUAUCAAUCGGAACUACCCGAACGUCGAUCCUGAAUAUGAGGGUGGCGCGGCUGAACCGACGUUUGAGUUCUACCCUUCCAGAGGUGACGCACAAGUCAUGCAGUUCAUGAUUCAGACAUCGGGCUUGAACUCGUAUGCACAUACGUUCAUGAUGCCCUCAGGCAAGAUGUUCGUGCAAGCAAAUGUGUCCACCAUGUUAUGGGACCCCCUUGAGAACAUUGAGACACCUCUUCCCGACAUGCCCGACGGUAUCGUCCGUGUAUACCCGGGUUCUGGAGCGACGGCCAUGCUUCCGCUGACGCCCGCCAACAACUACACGCCCACAAUUAUGUUCUGUGGGGGUUCCGACAUGCCUGAUUACGCUUGGGGUAACUAUUCCUGGCCAUUCAUCAACACGUUCUGGAACCCUGCGUCAAACAGGUGCCACCAGAUCACACCUGAGCCGACCGAUGGAUCUGCGCCUGAGUACGUUGAGGUUGAUAGCAUGUCCGACCCUCGCACCAUGGGCCAGUUUAUUCAUCUCCCGAACGGGAAGAUGUUAGUUGUGAAUGGUGGCAGGAACGGGACUGCUGGGUUCUCGAAACAGACGCUCUUGAUCACAAACUUCAAUGACAUGCCCUACGACGAGUCGCUCGCAUCCGAUCCUGUUGGACAACCUGCCCUAUUCGAUCCCGGUGCACCUUCUGGCUCCCAGUGGUCAAGUGAGGGAUUCGACACGUCGAACAUCGCACGCCUCUACCAUUCUUCCGCGCUCCUUAUGCCCGACGCGUCGGUCCUCAUCGCUGGCUCGAAUCCUAACCUCGACGUGAACCCUAACGCCAUCUACCCGACCCAGUAUCAGGCUGAGUUUUUCUAUCCUUCGUAUUUUGCCGCAACAACGCGCCCUUCUCCCCAAAACAUGCCCAAGAACCUCUCCUAUGGUGGUGACGCAUUCGACAUCAUUGUUCCAGCGUCUUCUUACUCUGGCAGCGCCAACGAUGCUGCAGACAACACGACAGUAUGGCUCAUCCGUCCAGGAUGGACGACCCACGCCAUGAACAUGGGUCAGAGGUCGAUGCAGCUCAAUAACACUUACACGGUGAAUAGCAAUGGGACCAUCACUUUGCAUGUCGCGCAACUAAUUCCCAACGCAAACUUGUUCCAACCUGGGCCUGCGCUUCUGUUCGUCACCAUGUCUGGUGUCCCAAGCAAUGGCACAAUGGUCUCCGUUGGUAACGGCCAGGUUGGCCCGCAGCCGACCUCGCCUGUCACGGUUCUGCCUCCCAGUGUUCGCCUCGACAAUGUCACUGGGACUGCGGGAGGGUCAAGCAACUCUGGCUCUAGUUCCGGUUCAGGCGCGAGCAGCAACAAUAAUUCGAGGGCAAUCACGUCGUCGUCGCAUACAGGCGCCAUCGUUGGUGGUAUCGUUGGCGCGGUUGCGCUCGUCGGCAUUGUCGGCGCGCUAGCCGGGGUAUAUGUAGCGCGGAGGAGACGGGCUCUGGCCCAGCAGCGCGCCACAGGAGCGUACGGGAUGUCGAUGGCUGGGGCCCCGGCGGGCGGGGCUCUGGCAAGCCACGGGGUGCGGCGCUCGGACUCGAGUGCGUUUGUACCGCUGCAACUGGACAGCCGGAGCACAUGGGACGUUGCAGGCAACGCGAGCAGUGCAAGCUUAGCGGCGUAUCACGACGAUGCGCGCGGUGCGGGACACAGUAGCGAGUUUGACCCUUACUACCAGAAUGCACCACGGCAGAGCACGCAGGUGAGGUAUUGA
Fibroporia radiculosa is the source of this 2352-nucleotide messenger RNA. RefSeq lists its product as uncharacterized. The coding region runs from base 1 to 2352 and encodes 783 amino acids. The record is from RefSeq and is a predicted model, not a curated record. Lineage: Eukaryota; Fungi; Basidiomycota; Agaricomycetes; Polyporales; Fibroporiaceae. The transcript has 3 exons.